Colossoma macropomum (tambaqui) is the source of this 2935-nucleotide messenger RNA. RefSeq names its product nuclear fragile X mental retardation-interacting protein 2-like. The transcript has 4 exons. Gene Ontology annotation, molecular function: RNA binding. NCBI's taxonomy places the organism in Eukaryota, Metazoa, Chordata, Actinopteri, Characiformes, Serrasalmidae. The record is from RefSeq and is a predicted model, not a curated record. The coding region runs from base 466 to 2052 and encodes 528 amino acids. Gene Ontology annotation, cellular component: nucleoplasm; cytoplasmic stress granule.
CGACUGAUUUAGUGAAAAGAAUCGGUUCAAAAGAACCGAGUCGUUGACGAGUCGGACGUCGUCCGUUUCCUGCCCGCCAUGUUAAAGCCAAAAGUCCCAGCUGCAGCCGUGCCGACAAGUUUCGCUCAUAAAUCUCACCGCCGUAGUUCAGUACUGAGUAUUUACACUCCACUGCCUCUGUUCACAGAGUUUUAUUCGCGUCUGAGGUUGCGUGUAACUCACGUUUUAGGCGUUAUAAAAUGCCAAGUCAUUUUGUAUUCAAAGGGGGGACGAAAGCUAACACAAUGGUAAACUGAAUAGCUUCAACCUGGGCGAGGAGACGAUACCGAGGAUGACUCAACAAGCAUUCCAGAUCCCCCUGAAAAAGAGUGAAGGCAGGAAUUUAUUGAAUGUCUGAAGGGAGGACUGACUGCAGGGGUUGCAGCAUCAGUAGGCAGCCAAGACACUCCUGAGCAUACUGACAGUAUGGAGGGAAAUAAGACCUCUGGUUUACAGCAGUGUGAGGUCAAACAUUUGGACGAGAAGGAUCCAGUGCUGUCCCUCAAUGGAGAAGUGACCCUCAGUUCUGGUUAUAUUACAAACGGUUACUCCACCAAAGCUGCUGCAGAUAAUGACGGUAGCGGAUCCGAGCGUGGAUACACUACCCCUAAAAAGCGGAGGGCUAGACGCAGCAGCAUGAAAGGCGCAGAGAAUGUGAACCGGGACAAGGAGAAGGCUGUGCAGCAGGGGAUUAUGUCUUAUUCCAAGCAGGACCUGGAGACCUCAGGCCAAGAGGCUGCUGGGAAAGUGGUGAACUCUAGGCCUAAUUGCACAAGGACUUGCCUUAGAACAGAGGUGCACACAGGUGUUCGUCGAACCGGCGUUCAGGAGAUGACCCCUGUGGGCGAGGUGCAGUGCAAAAACUCUGACAGUAGGGCCUCAGGCCCCAUUAGUAAAAAGACUGAUGACAAGGUCAGUAAAACCAAGCUCACCUCCUCAGUGACCUCUAAAGAGGACUCAUGGACUUUGUUCAAGCCUCCCCCAGUGUUUCCAGUGGACAACAGUAGUGCUAAAAUAGUGCCCAAGAUCAGUUAUGCAAGCAAAGUUAAGGAAAACCUCAACAAAGCAACACAGGCCAGUGCAGAGGCAGCUCUGGCUCAGGCAUCUGUAAAGCUCUCCCAGGUGCCCAUGUCUGCUGUAAAAACAUCUGCCGGUUUUACAAACGGCCCUGUUUCAGGAGAGGCUAAUGGGUGCCCCUCUGUGGGAACGUUGUUCAACUCUGCUGCUAGUACUGCACCUUCUGCCUCCUCUAAUCCCGGGGAAGAGAAUGUAGCAUCCACUCUGGACACCAGUUGUAGCUCCUCAGCUUGUCCCUCAGCUCCAGAGCCAAGAAAAUCUAGUCUUUUUGUUUACCCACAUAAACCUUUAAAUAUGCAAACUGCGCUCCCUAGUGCCCGCCACACGGACGACCCUACUGCUCAGACAAAUCAAAAAGCCCUCGGGGACAUCUUCCAGAACCAGUGGGGUCUGUCCUUUAUCAAUGAGCCAAAUGCAGGCCCAGAGGGAACGGGCACUCCUCAGCUGACUGUGAGCGGACUCGAGGUGGCGGACAUCACGUUUCAGGGGGAGAGCCUUCCGUUUUUCAACCAGCCAGGCCUGGAUCCAACCUCUGUGGUUUCUCUCUCUGCGCCUAAGGAGGUGGAGACAAGGACUAGUGGCACAGAUGCUGCUUUGAAAGCCUGCUCUGCUUCUCGCACUGCCAGUGAGGACUCUCCACAGGUUCAGCCAGAGAGUCAGGAGGAGCAGAAGGUAGAGAACAAAAUUCCAGAGGUUUCUUGUAAGGAUUUGGAUACAGAGCCUGCAGUGACCCAAGUUGUUAACAGUUUGGUGGGUCCAUCCAAGGCACAGAACUACAUAAAAGACCAUGACAGGGCAAAUAGCUGGGGAUUGUUUGAUCUGCGAGCUGCUGUAUUCUACCACACUAAAGAAUUUGAAUAUCUUGUCAGUCUUCGAAAGCAAGAUCCAAAAAGGGUGGUGUACUAUGAGGAGACCCUGGAUGGACCUGAUCAUUGAGGUGCUGAGUGCCAGUACUUAGUUUGCUCCACCUUGGGUGCUACAGUCAGAUCUGACCUGGAUGUUCUCUUCUUAGAAUCGAAUCGGACCACAUUUUUUCUUUCUAACCAGAAGAAAUUGAAAUGAGGAGUAUGGCGAGAACGGCAUUUGCAUCAGAAGGGAUAACUAUUGUACUCUUAUAUCCUGGGAUUUCUGCAGGGAUCUUCUGCAGAUCAGAUUGCUAUGAGCUGUUCAGAGGCAUUGGACUACACACAAACUGAUACACUAUAGCAUCUGAGGGAAGUUCUGAGCACUACUUGUGUGACAGACACUGACCUUUUGGGUCAGCUAGCAAGAAUGAGGAAAACUGGAGGUGUGAAUUGUACCUCCUGAGCCUUUCUGCUCCAUGUGGCCCUUUUGAGGAACGUUCAAGAUCCACAGUGGAUGCCUCAGUCAUUUGAUUUCUUCCUGCAUUCAGAUCAGUUCAUGUAUGACUGCUCAUUUAAUAUUUUUAAGCAGUGCACAUGUACAGUGAGAGCGUUUGAAUACAUCGUGAACAAAAUGAAAUUCUGACCUUCAAAAAAAAAAAUGCCUUGGAAAUGUAAUCAUAAUGCCCAGGAAUAAGGGAUGGCAUAAGGCCAGCCCUGUCAGGUUGGUAGAGAAAAGGAGUAGUCUUAACGUUUGGUCUGCUGGGAAAAGGCCCUACAGAAGCAUUGCCUGACGUUUUUAUUUUUCUUCUUAGUUUUCGAGUUUUAUUUUUUUGAUCCAGCCCAGGAAUGAAAGCCUAAUGUAAUUCUGGGUUGACCAGUCAGAACCAGAGUUGCUUCAUUUUCCCUGCAAGUUUCAUGACGAACAUUUUAAGACUGGCUUCUCAAAUUAAGUCUAUCAGAUAAUUUUCAUGUUU